Messenger RNA from Sorghum bicolor (sorghum), 774 nucleotides. RefSeq lists its product as uncharacterized. The transcript has 4 exons. The record is from RefSeq and is a predicted model, not a curated record. Lineage: Eukaryota; Viridiplantae; Streptophyta; Magnoliopsida; Poales; Poaceae. Bases 1 to 690 code for a protein of 229 amino acids.
AUGGGGCCGGACGCGUCCGAGAUGCUCGGGCUCCAAAAGUUUGCUUCACAACAGUUGUCUAACUACUCCGAGGAAGCUAGUAGGCAACAGUUCCGGACUAGAGACGACAAGAGCAACCCUCUUCGCAGCUUUGUCAAGAAAAUCAAAAAGGGCUGCAAGAAGUUAGCGGCUAAGCUGAGCUGUGCAGACACGACAUAUGAGCCUCCGUUGCACCCCAUGUUGUCUAGGAGCCAGACGGCCUCGAUGUCCACCAGAGCUACUUCGGCUAGGGCCGCUUCCUCCUCUGUACGUACUCCGCAGUACACAGGGAAGGGUCCAGCGGACGUGGACGAUGAGGACGAGGCCCUUCAGUACUCCACGACUAGUGGCGACGACGACGAGUUACAGUGGGAGUUCACCGGUCACGAGGAGAUGGGUACCUCACAGCUAGGCGGUGCUCCUAUUGGUACACAGGGCGUGGAGUACACACCGGAGGAGUACACACAGGGGGUGGAGUACACACAGGAGGAGUACAGACACGUCGAGCACCAGGGUACUUCGUCCACACAGGAGAUGGACCGUGUCCAUAGGCGGCAGCGAGAGAGGCAGCGGCGAGACCGCACGGACGUGGGGUGGACAAGCAACGUGGUGCCUACCAAUCCUAGGAGGCGACGGAAGCCGCGAAACCGCUACACCCCUGGCGAUGAUUAGAUUAGACAUGUUUAGCAGUUGGGACUUGUCAUGUAGUACCUGUGACAUAUUGUUAUUUCCAGCACGUUGGUAACUGUGACAUAU